This is a messenger RNA of Momordica charantia (bitter melon), 1521 nucleotides long. It is a transcript of the gene SNAP29, whose product is annotated as synaptosomal-associated protein SNAP25-like 29. The record is from RefSeq and is a predicted model, not a curated record. Gene Ontology annotation, cellular component: SNARE complex; plasma membrane. NCBI's taxonomy places the organism in Eukaryota, Viridiplantae, Streptophyta, Magnoliopsida, Cucurbitales, Cucurbitaceae. Gene Ontology annotation, molecular function: SNAP receptor activity.
AAAGACUUCUUAAAACCCAAGUUGUUCCAUUCCAAUCGCGGCUGAUUCUUUCGGCCCAGGUCUUCCUUUGACUCUUUCCCUCCCUCUCUUCCCUUCUUUUCCUUCAAAAACCAGCACAACCCUUCCCAGUUUUUUUAUACUCUUAAUCGUCCGAGUUCUCCAAAUUUGAAGGGUGGAACUGUGAUCAUUCUAAGCAUUAGAAUCAUAGUCUCUGACACAAAACCAUCAGCUAGUUUUCUGCAUUUGCCUUCUCAGAAAUGUCACAUUUUAGGAAAUCCCCCAUAAAUGUUGCUAGGCAUGGCUCAGCCCAGCCUGCUUAUUCUGCUCGUUCCAGUUCAAACCCAAUUGAUUCCAAUGAUGAUUUAGACAAGAGGCAAAAGCAUAAGUCCACAAGAAGCACCUCUGCUCACCAUGCAACUGUAGCACCAAACCCCAGCUCCAAUCUUUUCGAGGAUCAUCUUGCGAAAGAGACCGACUCUUCAUCAUCCACAAGUUCAUAUUCAUGGUCGUCAAGAAACCGAUAUAAGAACGAUUUCCGUGACUCCGGUGGGCUUGAGAAUCAGACAGUAGAGGAGCUGGAGAACUAUGCUACGUACAAGGCCGAGGAGACGACGACAGCAGUUAACAACUGCCUGAAGAUUGCUGAGGACAUGAGAGAAGAUGCAACGAAAACUUUAGUUGCCCUGCAUCAACAGGGUGAGCAAAUCACUCGGACUCAUGUAGUUACUGCUGAUAUUGACAAUGAUCUUAGUCGGGGUGAGAAAUUUCUAGGAAGUUUAGGAGGGUUAUUCUCCAAGACUUGGAAGCCAAAGAAAGGUCGUCAGAUAACAGGCCCUGUUGUCCUAGCAGAGGAUCAGGCUGUAAUAAGCAAGGGCAACCAUUUGGAGCAGAGGGAGAAGUUGGGGUUAAGUAGGGCACCCAAGCCACGGCCCUCACGUGCCCCACACCCUGAGCCAACCAAUUCACUUCAGAAAGUUGAGGUAGAAAAGGUGAAACAAGAGGAUGCUCUUUCAGAUUUAAGCAAUAUAUUGGGAGAGCUUAAAAAUAUGGCUGUUGACAUGGGAUCUGAAUUAGACAGGCAGAAUAAAGCUCUGGAUAACCUGUUCGAUGAUGCUGAUGAGAUCACCAUCCGUGUCGAUAAUGCUAAUCGGCGUGCUCGUCACUUGCUUAGAAAGUAGAUGGCAAGGUCUUCUCGUCUCGUCUUGUCUGCCAUCAACAAUUUGAUGGUUGAUGCUAGGCUGCUUGCCACCUUCCUCCGAGUCUCUUCCUCUCUAUCUCUGUUUCAUACAACAAGAAAGAUAAAAUAUUACAGAAAACAGUUGUGAAGAUGGUCUUUUUGACAAUCUUCUUCUAUAUGGUUUGGUUAUUGUAGCUUUGUAAUCGCACUCUUGUUGAUAAUGCUAUAUGCAGAUAAGCAUUUGUUUUCCUCACGGAUUGAAAUAUCGAAUUUUGAGACAGUAAUAUGUAUCGUAUUCAUUUAUAGACAAAAGCCAAAAGGAAACUAAAAUUUCUACCCCUAAA